Messenger RNA from Corythoichthys intestinalis (scribbled pipefish), 816 nucleotides. RefSeq lists its product as uncharacterized. The record is from RefSeq and is a predicted model, not a curated record. Bases 70 to 690 code for a protein of 206 amino acids. NCBI's taxonomy places the organism in Eukaryota, Metazoa, Chordata, Actinopteri, Syngnathiformes, Syngnathidae. The transcript is spliced from 4 exons.
CAGAUUUCCUGUUAAAUUACCGAGGAUUUUGAGUAUCUCUUCAUAAAUCUUACUAUAGAAGGCAGACAAAUGGAGGAGGCUUACAUUCUUCUUCUUCUCUUUGGUGGAACCGCAUAUGCUUUCCUUCCUCCAGGUGAUUCUAUAUGCAAUGGCAACCAGGAGAAGUCUCAUUGCUCUGUCACUCUUGGAGGAUCCGUUUACAUCCAAGUGAUGCCAAACGUGAGUGGCCAUCGGCUGAAUUGUAAGAAACUGCUUCCCAGCGGACCCAUUCUUGUAUUUGCGGUGAAAAAAGAAAAGCUGGUGAUACAGAAAGACUUCAGGAGCAGAACACAGUUCUUCAUUAACAAUGGGACUUUAAAAAUUUCCAGUGUUGAGAAGAUUGACUCAGGGAAAUAUACUGUGGAAGUCUUUGAUUCCAGUGGGCACUGUGUCAAAAUCAUUGAAGUAGAACUGGAUGUUCAGGAAAACCGUUUUUCCAUCCUCAUUCCGGUUUGUUCUGCACUGGCUGCUUUACUGGUAAUUGUGGUCUUGUCUUGUUGCGUGUACAAGAAAAUGAGGUGUAACAGGAAGUCAGGUUCGAGUAAAUCCAGGAAAAAAGGGUCUAGUAAAUCCAGGAAAAAAGAGACUACAGUAGAAUAUUGGAAAACAAGUGAUCGUAUGGAGGACUCUUUUCAACAUGGACUGAAUUAAACAAGCAAGGAAAAUUCAGAUUGGAAUUAUACGUAUAGGUUAUUUUCAUUCUGUGUGCUACUAAAUUUUCUAUCCUCAUAUAAUGUACAGAAUGUUUAACACAUAUUGGUGAACUUUGACUUGAAA